AUGGCUGAGUUACCCACUCAGGCAACUCUUCGGAAGAGCGAGGAAAUCGCCUCAGACGAAACCGAUGUCAAACAAGCCAUCCCGGAUUCGGAUGAUAAACCCAGGCUUGGCUAUAACUAUGGCUUUGACAAUGAUAACCAGUUCUACGUGCCCGACCUUGAUUAUACACCUGAGGAAGAACGCAAAGUCAUCAGGAUUCUCGAUACACGACUGUUCACAUGGCUUUUAUUGACGACGUUUGUACUGAAUAUGGAUCGGACGAAUCAUUCAAACGCGAUUUCGGAUAACUUACCUCAGGAUUUGGGAUUUACGAUUAAUGUUGUGAAUACGGGUGUUGCGUUGAAUGCGGUGUGUUUUUCGGUGACGUGUAUUACUGGUGCGGUGAUCGCGAAAAUUGCUGGACCUUCACGGUGGAUAUCGUUUUUGAUGCUUUCAUGGGGUCUCGUUACUCUAGCGCAUGCACUUAUCGAGAAUCAAGCUGGAUACUUGGCAGUCCGAUGCUUCAUUGCCAUUACAGAAGGUGGGGUAAUCCCUUCCACUCUUGUUUACAUGGGUGCUUUCUACAAAAGCACAGAGUUAGCCACGCGCUUGGCGUGGUUCUGGGGCGUUCAGUGGACUCAUGGCAAGGUGCAUAUCUCCUUCAGUCUCUCGCUUUUGUCUGAUAUGGAGGCUCCACACAGCGGUCUUCUCCAGAUGCGAGGAAUCAAUGGACUGUAUGGAUGGAAGUGGCUCUUUAUCAUCGAUGGCAUUCUUACUAUUAUCGUCGCCAUUGCUACUUGGUUUUACCUUCCACAGAAUGCUGCUACUACGAAGGGUGGAAUACGCGGUUUCAAGCCCUGGUUCGAUGAACGACAAGUGCGGAUUUCAGUCACGCGAGUCGUUCGUGAUGAUAUCGCGAAGCGAAAAUACGAGACGAAGGUGACCUGGGCCGAUAUCAAGGACAGUUUGACUGAUAUUGGUCUUUGGUUGCACCUUAUUGUAACCAUGGUUGGGCAAACUCCUACAAUUCCCCUGGCUACAUAUUUGCCGACCGUUAUUCAGUCGUUCAGCUUCAACGUCUUCGUAUCAAAUGCUUUGACUGCACCACCGUAUACACUCUUGUGUAUCACCAUGGUACUCCUGGUCUGGCAUUCGGAUCGAGUACAUGAGCGAGGCUGGCACAACACUUUUAGCGCGGUUUGGUUCCUCGUUGGAUGGAUUCUUCUUCGGGCAUUACCACACACCGCAAGUCGAGGCGUUAAAUAUAUAGCAGCCUGUAUUGUUCAGUCUUAUCCCCAAUGGCAUCCACUCAACAUUGCGUGGAUGGACGAAAACAUGGGUACAAUCGGGAAGAAGACCGUUGCAUCCGGCAUGGUUAUCGCGUCCGCAAAUAUCUAUGGAGUCAGAUAUAUCAGGACAAUGAUGCACCCGGUGAGCUUCGGUGGUCGCUCGUCUUCUUCUUUUGGACAAGAAAUUAACCCAGUGCCGACAUUUGAACGAACAGAUUUCAAAAGAGGUAAUACAAUUAACAUCGUUUUCUCGGGCCUCGGAGUUCUGCUGUUCCUCGCCAUGAAAUUGUAUUACUCCUAUCAGAAUGCCCAGAACGCGCGACGGUGGGCUGCGAUGAGUGAAGAAGAACGAGAGAAAGAAGAGCUCGAGGCGGAGAAGAAGGGGAAUCGAAGCGUUACCUUCCGGUUUACUACUUGA
This is a messenger RNA of Fomitiporia mediterranea MF3/22, 1686 nucleotides long. RefSeq names its product MFS general substrate transporter. Bases 1 to 1686 code for a protein of 561 amino acids. Gene Ontology annotation, cellular component: membrane. Lineage: Eukaryota; Fungi; Basidiomycota; Agaricomycetes; Hymenochaetales; Hymenochaetaceae. Gene Ontology annotation, molecular function: transmembrane transporter activity. Gene Ontology annotation, biological process: transmembrane transport. The transcript has 12 exons. The record is from RefSeq and is a predicted model, not a curated record.